This is a messenger RNA of Henningerozyma blattae CBS 6284, 864 nucleotides long. RefSeq lists its product as uncharacterized. Lineage: Eukaryota; Fungi; Ascomycota; Saccharomycetes; Saccharomycetales; Saccharomycetaceae. The coding region runs from base 1 to 864 and encodes 287 amino acids. The record is from RefSeq and is a predicted model, not a curated record. The transcript has a single exon. Gene Ontology annotation, cellular component: extracellular region.
AUGAAAUUUGCUACUACUUUGUCCUUGUUGGCCUCUACUGCCAUUGCAGCCCCAGCCGUCGUCACCGUCACUCAACACGUCCAUCAAACUCAAAUGGUCACUGUUGAAGGUUUGGUUUACCAAGAAAACGGUGAAUUCAAGACUACCUACACCACUGUCGGUGCUGUCCCAACUGCCACUUUACAAGCUGUCGAAAACCAAAACGUAGAGACUCAAAACACCAACGUCGUCACUCAAGUCGCUGCUGUCACUAUCGUUGCUUCUCAAAAAGUCGACUCUGCCACUGUAGCUCCUACUACUACUCCAGCUGCUGUUGAACCAACCACUACUUCUACACCAGCUCCAGUUCAAACUACUCCAGUUACUUCCAACAUUCAAAAACAAGCUACUUCUUCUGCUCCAGCUCCUUCCACUGCUGCUGCUGCUGCUUCCAGUAAUUUGGAAGACUGGGCUCAACAAAUCUUGGAUGAAACCAACAAGAAGAGAGCUUUACAUGUUGACACUGGCUCUUUAACUUGGAGUCAAGAAUUAGCUCAGUAUGCACAAAACUACGCCGACAAAUACGAUUGUUCCGGUAACUUGGUCCAUUCGGGUGGCCCAUACGGUGAAAACUUGGCUUUAGGUUACACUCCAACCGGUUCCGUUGAUGCUUGGUACGAUGAAGGUACCAACUACGAUUACUCUAACCCUCAAUACUCCUCUGCCACUGGUCAUUUCACUCAAUUGAUCUGGAAGGGCUCUACUUUGGUCGGUUGUGGUAUCAAGAACUGUAACAACGAAUGGGGCCAAUACGUCAUUUGCUCUUAUCAAGCUCCAGGUAAUGUCAUUGGUGAGUUUUCUGAGAACAUCAUGCCUUUGAAUUGA